Messenger RNA from Carassius carassius (crucian carp), 3416 nucleotides. RefSeq lists its product as uncharacterized. The record is from RefSeq and is a predicted model, not a curated record. The transcript has 4 exons. NCBI's taxonomy places the organism in Eukaryota, Metazoa, Chordata, Actinopteri, Cypriniformes, Cyprinidae. The coding region runs from base 81 to 3416 and encodes 1111 amino acids.
UAUGAAAAAUCCUGGAAUGUUUUCCUCAAAAACAUUAAAUUCUUUACGACUGAAGAAAGAAAGACAUAUGAACAUCUUUGAUGACAUGGUGUUACAGCGCACAUGAAACCGUAAAAAACACAGCUAAUCAAAACCACACAGAGCUAAAGGACAUUCUUUCACCAACUGAGCAAUGUGGUGAAUCAACUGGUGAAUUAUUUAAGAAUGGGGAUGGACCAAAAGUAAGCUUUCAUGAAGAUGGUUUUACCACUCUGCAUCAACAUGGACAGAACACACCAAAACAGGGUCAAAAUACAGGAAUACAACACAACAUAGGCCUUCAUGAACAAACGCAAAUUGUCCACAACAGCUCACAAAGACAUUCUACUCAACCUGUAUUUGAGGUUCAAACCGAAUUCAACAAGGAAUCUGGAGCCAGCGACUGUAGAAAGAAUGCUGUUACAUCUUCACAGUACCACAGUAAUCUGACCUCCUUUGAAGUGGACAAUGGUCUAAAAGCAAGCACUGAUUCCCAGUUUUUUGCACACCAUUCAGAAGUAGUAAACCAGGUCUUGCCAUUAGACUCUUUUCCUGCUCUUCAUUCUGAAAGUACCCCUGAGCCAGAACCUGGUCUUAUCAAUCCUACAUCAGUUAUGUUGACAUCAGCCCUGGCCUCAGUUCUUGCUCCGCCUUGGAGUGGCCGUCUUCGAAGACCCAAGCAAGGCGGCAGCGAAGUACAGCAUGAACCCCAAGACUGUGGACAGAAUGUCAACCCAUCUACCUUAUUUCGCCAGGAUCAGCAGCAACAACCGUUUCUUCCUUACCAGCGGCAACCAUCUGAACACAUGUUCAAUGACAAUGACAUGCAGUUGACUGCAGGAACCAGCUAUAACUCUCCUGACUGGCAAAAAGAGAACAAUUCCCCAAACAUCACAGCCACAAUACAGCAAAAGAGGCCCAUUAUUAAAUCCUCCUCUGUGGGCAUGAUGUACAAUAAUACAGAUUUGCAUCCUUUUCCAACACAUCUGGACACUCAUCAGGUACCAAAUUUGGCUCAUUCAGGGUACAGAAUAUCAAAAACUGGAGAUGAAAAUGAGCCUUUCAAAUCAUUGAGUUCUAAGCCAACAACAAGCAGCCUACUUCUUUCCUUGAGGAGGUCAAAUAUGAGAAGCACCAGCGCUGAACCCACACAAUCACAGACUCCAGUGACUAGGUCUGUCAGGUACCUUACAUUGCCUAGCAGAGUUGUUUUGAAAACUCCAUCAUUUGCCCAUUAUGUUACUGCUGAUGACCAAACCCCCGAAUACCCAGACACUCCUGCAAGAACAGAGGAAAUACCAGUCAGUCAGUUCCCUUUCUCACAUAGAAUUAAGAGUAGAGUGCCAUUAAGGAAAUCACUGUUUCUAAACAAACCAGAGACAGAAAUUUCAAAGAGACUAGAAGCUUCUGUUGCAAGAGAAGAGGAAGAAUGUUUCCCAAUCUCCACAACAAAAACCAGCCAACUUGGGGUUCUCAGAGCCCAACAGAGCUCUUAUUCAGAGUUUUUGAGGAAAUAUUCCAGUACAGAGGACAUAAAUCCAGUGGAACAAAAUGUUGCCAACAACACCAACCUGCAAAACUCCAGUAUGACCAGACAAAAAGUAACUCCAGAUACCACAUUUUCUCCCAAAGUUUUAUCAAAUUUUAAUAUUCAACAAUCUGGCUUUAAUGUUCAAAAAUUAAAAUCACAAAGUACACACAAUAUAAUAGCCGGUAGUUCAUCAGGCACAAGCACCUUCACAGACAGGCUUAACUACUCACCCAGGGAAGACACUUCUGUAGAUGGAACAAGUCCCACAAAUGUUUGGCAGAUAUAUAUGGACUCUAAGAAAUAUUCUCAGUCAAGUCAAAGCACUGUGGAUCUUUCGAGCCCUCUUUCUCCAAGCAGACCUCUCAGAAGUGUAAGAGUACCAAGCAUUUAUUCAUACCUACGGGAGUCCAGCCCGGCUAUGUCCACCCCUUCCCCUUCUACCCCUUCUUUCCACAUACAGAGAGGUGAAACCUCGCCUUCUAAGCAAGAUGGAGGUGUAAAACUGCAGGGUGACCGGAAAACAGUUCCCUCAAGAUUUUCAUUUGACUUCAACCCAUCUGUGCCACAGGUACAAGCAUUACAAAGAAAAUCUUAUGGCUCCAGCUCUCAUAUAGCACCAGCUAAAUCUCUGCCUCCUGAUUUUGGACGAAGAUCAGCACCUCGUCUCAGCACUUCUCAAUAUUCUAGCCUCAUCACCUCACGACCUACACUCAACAACACUUUACAAGAACUAUCCUCUCCACCUGUGUCCAAAACUCAAACCCGAUCUACAUCUUAUGAUAUUGUAACCACGUCUGCAAACUUCAUUAAAGUUGAUCCAAUCUCUUCACUGUCCACAUACACAAGUAUAAUAAGAAGACCAAAGGAACAGUUGGCUUCUGCUAACAGAAAACAGAGGACAGCAGUUCAAGAUUAUGCAAGCGCCCUAGAUAAUCACAAACCUGCCCAGCCAUGCCUCUUACAAGCUGCACCAGAUGCAAGUUUUGUCAUGGAAAGCCAAAGCUCAAAUAUAAGCACACACCCAAGGCAGCUCAACACAGGCUCUAACAACUUGUAUCAUCAAGAGCAUGAUUGCUUGAUGGAACUUCAGCUUGAUAAGGGUAAUGCUUACCCCAAGCACAGGCUAAGUGAGAAAGAGAAGUAUUUAAUACCCGAUAAGCUCACAGUAGAAAAUGAGACUCCACUGACAGCUGAGAAAGAGAUUCCCGCUGUGCGUAUGCAUGAGAGAUUGCAGGAAAUGCAAAGUUCCAAUUCAAAAAAAGGCCUCCUUAGUUCACGAGUUAAGAAAAACAAAGAAGCUGCCUUCUCUUCAGCUUCUUUGCCAGACAAAGAGGUUAGUCCUGUGCAGCAAAACCUUGUGAGGUCUCACUUGUCCUCAUCACAUGCUGAUUUAAAGUAUGGUCUACACAAUGGACGAUCUUUUUCAGUAAGCAGUGUGGUUUCAAGCCGCCCAUCAGGUCCUGGACGAAUCUCAACAAGCAGCAUCAGCGACCUCUCAAGUUUGAGUUCUCAAGUUGACUCUCCAAUGAGUAGUAGCCAUUCUCCAAUCUGUGAUGCCAAAUCUAUCACUGGUAAACAGUCUGAACCUGGAUAUACAGAUGAUCUUGAUCUUGAUCAUUAUGAUGCAGACCCAACCCCACCUCCAUCACCAACUAUGUCCUCUUCACCUCGUCGGAUAUCCCAGGCACCUUCUGUGUCUUCCCCCAUGUGGACAACUCCAGAAAAUCUGUCUCCUCCUCGUGGUAUCCUGUCAUCAAGGAGCUACACAACCAGCUUGACUGUUUUUGAGGAGUCUGAUUCUGACACUACAACCGAUGAUGAAUACUAUAUUGACAGUUGUGAUGAUGCAGUAGAAACAGAACUUUAG